This is a messenger RNA of Daldinia caldariorum, 324 nucleotides long. Its product is annotated as SPC12-domain-containing protein. The coding region runs from base 1 to 324 and encodes 107 amino acids. Gene Ontology annotation, biological process: protein targeting to ER. The transcript is spliced from 3 exons. The record is from RefSeq and is a predicted model, not a curated record. Gene Ontology annotation, cellular component: endoplasmic reticulum membrane; signal peptidase complex. Lineage: Eukaryota; Fungi; Ascomycota; Sordariomycetes; Xylariales; Hypoxylaceae.
AUGGCUGAACAACUACUGGAUCAAGUGAGGGACGCAGUGGAUGGUCAAAUUGAUUUUGAAGGUCAAAAGCUAGCUGAAAUUUUAGCAACAGUUGUCCUCUCAAUUGUUGGAGGCAUUUCGUUCCUCGCCGGCUUCAUUCUCCAAGACAUAACCCUGGCCCUCAAAAUCGGGUUGGUCGGCACAGCACUUACCUUCCUACUUGUUGUCCCUCCUUGGCCCUUCUUCAAUUCGCACCCCGUCAAAUGGCUCCCUGUCGGAGGCGAGCCAACAAUCACGAAUACACAGCAAAGCAUAGUUAUUGACGAGAAGCUUUUCACGAAAUAA